UUAUAUAUAUAUCUAUAUAUCAAGAAUAGACUUAACAUAAGUAAAGAUGGGAGAGAGUGGUGUCCCAACAAUAGAUCUGCAAGGGUUUCCUGGACAGUAUGGGAAACUGAGAAGAGCAUGUGAAGAGUGGGGCUGUUUCAGGCUCGUGAAUCACAAUAUCUCUUUGGCCAUCAUGGCAGAUAUGAAGAGGGUUGUGAGAUCAUUGUUAGACCUGCCCUUCGAUGUGAAAAAGCGCAACUUAGAUGUAAUAUCUGGGAGUGGCUACAUGGCACCAAGCCAAGUCAACCCUCUUUACGAGGCUUUGGGACUUUAUGAUAUGGGGUCUUCACAGGCUGUGGACACUUUCUGCUCCCAAUUGGAUGCCUCUUCUUACCAAAGAGAGGUUAUAGAGAUGUAUGCUAAGGCAAUUCAUGGGGCGGCCAAGGAUGUAGCUCGAAAGUUGGCUGAAAGUUUAGGGUUAAGUGGUGAUUUUUUUGAGUCAUGGGUUUGCCAGUUCAGGAUCAACAAGUACAACUUCACCCCUGAAACUAUAGGCUCCUCUGGAGUCCAAAUACAUACAGAUUCUGGGUUUCUGACUAUCCUUCAAGACGAUGAAAAUGUUGGAGGGCUUGAAGUGAUGAACCCGUCUGGUGCGUAUGUAGCUGUUGAUCCGGUGCCAGGCACCCUCCUGAUCAAUCUUGGAGACAUUGCUAAGGCAUGGAGCAAUGGGAGGUUUCGUAACGUGCAGCAUCGAGUGCAAUGCAAGGAAGCUACAAUUCGGAUUUCAAUUGCUUCAUUCCUGCUGUCCCUGCUGGCUUCCAAUGAGGAAGUGGAAGCUCCGCCGGAACUUGUGGACUCUGAACACCCUCGUCUCUAUGUCCCUUUCACUUAUGAAGAUUACAGAAAGCUGAGACUUACCACAAAAUUGCAGGCUGGUGAAGCCCUUGAACUUAAACGUAUCAAGUCCUAAAAAAUAAAGGAACAAGCAAUUUGCAGCCUGAAGAACUGCUGCACUUGCCAGUAACACAAAAUAAAUUGGAAUGACUAUCAUUCUAGCGUUACCUUUCUAGUUUGGUAAAGAAGGGAUCUCUUAGAUUUUGACAUUAUCUGAACUGAAUGUCAUGAUUUCAAGCAACUAAGUAAUAGAGGUAUGCUUGAUUCUCUAUAGAUUUGCAAGCUUUUAUGUUCCUGUGUUUGAACAGAAAAGCGAGAGGAUUUUAUCUCAAGAAUUUUAUAAACAAGAAAGUAUUGUUCGACAUCA
Molecule: messenger RNA, 1240 nt
Organism: Populus euphratica (Euphrates poplar)
Lineage: Eukaryota; Viridiplantae; Streptophyta; Magnoliopsida; Malpighiales; Salicaceae
Product: 2-oxoglutarate-dependent dioxygenase DAO-like
Exons: 4
Coding region: 47-949 (300 amino acids)
Source: RefSeq, a predicted model, not a curated record